Molecule: messenger RNA, 1703 nt
Organism: Didymodactylos carnosus
Lineage: Eukaryota; Metazoa; Rotifera; Eurotatoria; Philodinida; Philodinidae
Source: the annotation of a GenBank genome assembly
AAGACCACAAACCAACAACCAAAACUGAAGCUCCAUUAUUAACAGACAUCUAUCCAAAAUUUCCACCGGUGUCGUUCACGGUCACCACACGUUGUCUCGUGUCUCACUCUCACGACCCCUCUCCCCUCCCUCGCCUAUACUCUGCAUCGAGUAAAAUUCCAGAAUCCCAACAAUUUAUAAAUACAUAUAGAUACAAAAGUGAAUACGGAUACAGAGUACAGAUUCUGUAUCGGGUUUGCACAUGUUGUCCGUAUUCUUACUGUAAGAGGUUUAUAUUGAGUGGAUGCAUUCUGUAUCCGUAUUAUGACAUCUUUGGUUGAGGUAGACUGAAUGUAUUAUGUUAGCAUCUGUUUAUAAUGAUGCAUAGUCAGGAAAAUUAAUAAGCAGAAAACGAUGUAUGAUGUGAAAAAAACGUCAUGUGAGACGAAUCGACGGGAAACUUCACGUUAGAAUUCUUUACCGAUUAUGCAAAGACAUACUUUGGCUGCAACUGAAACCGAGAACGAUUUGUGAAACUGUUAGUAAAAACAUCACAUUUUACUCUUUUAUCGGCACUUUGACAUAGUGUGUAUUUAGGGGAGAGGCGAAUACUAAAGUAGUGUAUUCAUAAGAGUCGUUUUACGUACUUUUUCGAAUAUGCUUAACGAAAACAAUGCGUAUAUAUUUGUUACCUUAUAAAAUUUUGAAAAAGUUUGUUUAAUACAUAGGGCACUCCAAAAGUUUUUUCCUCUGGCUCUCUUAAAAGCCGUAGUUUAAGUUGAACUAUUCUAUUAUAAUGGUUAGACAUAUUUAGGAUUAUGUGCAAAAGUGCACAUUUAAAAGUCUUGUGCGUCGCUGUAUUUUUAAAUUUCUUUCAGAUCAAAGAUAUAAAAUUUUUUAUAUGAAUUUUGAACUCACGUGAAUAAUUUCGAACAAUGAUUUUAUAUGACUGGAAAACUGGCUUAACGCACAAUGCAAGUCAUGUCCGUUUAGUGCAAGCAUGGGGGGACUAAGCGCCUUCUGAUCGUACAGUUCGCAAUUGGUAUCAUGAAUUUGACCGUAGCAAUUUCAGUGUUGAAGAUGCUGCCCGUUCAGGUCGUCCUCGAACUGCGAUCAACGAAGAAACAAUUGAUGCUGUCCGAUCAAUAAUCGAAGAUGAUCCUCAUUCAGCAUACGAACAAAUUGAACACACCUUGGGCAUUGGUUCGUCAGCGGUCAAUUCAAUUAUUCAUGAAUAUUUAAAGUUGCACAAGAUGUGUACUCGAUGGGUUCCUCAUCAACUCACCAAUGACCAAAAACAGUUCUGUAUUCAAUUGUGUCGAGAUUCACUUGAAAGAUUUGAAGGAGGUCAAUCCUGUCGUGUAUUCGACAUUAUAACUGAUGACGAAUCAUGGUUCUAUCAUUAUGAUCCAACAACAAAAGAGCAAUCAAAAGUUUGGGUGUCACAAACUGAUCCGCGAUCAACCAAAGUUCAUCGAUACAAAAGUUCCGGCAAGCGAAUGGUGGCGAUUUUCCACAUGAAAUCCGGUUUAAUCAAGUCCAUACUAUUAGAACGUGUUGAAACGGUAACAAAGAGAUGGUAUGUCGAUAGCUGUCUACCACAAGUCUUCGAAACAGUAUCGGAAUGGCGACAAAAGACUGGUCUUCGUGGUCUCAUUUUGCAUGAUGAUAACGCGAGGCCGCAUAGAGCCGGAAUUGUUCCAAAUAAAAAUGAAAUUAAAUAA